AUGAGAAUUCUUUUUGUUCAUUUCAAUAUAUUUUCUUUCCGGACUCUUUUGCUGCUCUUUGCAUGCGCCGGCCUCGGCUCCUGCUUCCUCCUGGCCCUCUUCUUCAUCCCCUACCGGCCCUUCCCCCCCCUGCAGCAGCAGCAGCAGCAGCAGCAGCCGCAGCAGCAGCCGCAGCAGCAGCAGCAGGAGGAGGGGGCUGUGGGGAGCGUGCAGGUGGAGGUGGCUGCGGAGUGCGCUGCGGGCGCGAAGGCCGCGGAGAAGCCCGCAGCAGCAGCAGCAGCAGCAGCAGCAGCGACGCCGUUUUUGGCGGAGCUGCUGCGGCCCACCUUUUUGCUGAUGGCUGCUGCCUACAUCCUCAUGAUCUUCAACUUGAUGUUCUUCGUGCCUUCCACGCAGCACUUAAUUCCUGCUGCUUAUGCUGCUAACCAGCUGCUGCAGGUCUUUUCCUUUUUGCCGUGUCCGCUGCUGGGCUUUGCUGCUGACAAGGCCGGCGUUCUUGCUGUUGUCCAUUUUCUCAAUUGCUGCUGCUGCCUCAACUACCUCUUCGUGCUGCUGCCCCGCAUCCCCACCUUCCCCGUGCUGCAGUACCUCGCCGCAGUUUGCUGCGCCCUCCAGGUCUCGUUCAUGAGCUCGCAGCUGUACUGCUACGGGAGCCGCUACUUCUCGCAGCAAAACAUGGGGAGACUAAUUGGGACAACAUUUUGUUUGGCGGGACUUUUGUCUCUUUUGACAAACUUGAUGAGGGAAUAUGCACUGAAACGGAGUUUUGCGCCGAUGUGUCUUCUCGCAAUUUCUUUGUCUUUAGUUGCUGCUGUUCUGAUCUCUUUGCUGCAGUGUUUGGACCGCCGGGGGGCCCUGGGGCCCCCCCGGGCUGCAACAGCAGCAGCAGCAGCGAAAAAGGCGAAGCAGCAGCAGCAGCAGCAGCAGCAGCUGCUCGAGCUGCAGCGCAUUGAAACCUGCAGCGAGCCCCAGAGACCCACAGACGCAGAAGAAACCGAAGUCAAUAAAGAUUAA
Molecule: messenger RNA, 1014 nt
Organism: Eimeria tenella
Lineage: Eukaryota; Apicomplexa; Conoidasida; Eucoccidiorida; Eimeriidae
Exons: 2
Coding region: 1-1014 (337 amino acids)
Source: RefSeq, a predicted model, not a curated record